AGCAGCAGGCCACUCUAUACUACAUUCCUUUGAUAGUAUUUUAUUUUUCAGUAUUUCUUUCAUAUUCAGCUUCCACUUUUGUUGAUUAACGUUUGUGAUAUGUAACGAUAAUGUUAAAAUGUGUUUGUAUACAAUUAUUUAAUGUAAGUACCUAUUGUUGUUAAUUUCGUUAAUUAAAUAACUGAAUUAUUGAAUUUUGAUUUAUAAUUUUUUUAUUGAUUACAGAUUUUAAAGAUUGAACUAUUAUAAUUUGACAGUUACCUCUUGUUUAUGCAUUAAUCUAAUGUUAGUGAUAUUGUAAUUUCAUUGUUAUAUAAUUCUGUUGCUAAAUAAUGAAAAUGAGCGACGAAACGCCUGUCAGUUCUUUAGUUCUUCCAGUAUUAAUCAGACCAAUUUUAUCACAGGUAAUAAUGCUAUUAUAAUAUAUUUUUAUUAAUUAUGAAUAUGAGUAACUUAAAAAAAAAUAGUUCUAAUAUAGACAACUUAGGUUGAAGUCUGAUAAAAAAAAUGCCAAUUACAUAUAUUUUCCUUGUUUUACUGACCAAUGUCCCAUAAGUGAAUUAUCGAUUUUCCUGUUUUCCACCGAGAUACUACUGAUUUAGAGAUGCACAUUUGGAGAACUGGAAAAAUUGUAUUAUUCACUCACUCUUUUCAAAACUCUUUUAAACCCAUAACCCUUAGUAUGACAAUACAUACACAUGACUAGGGCACAGAUUUAAAUGCACUUAAAAUGCAUAAAAAAGCAAAAGUGGUAGACGAGUUUUAAAGUCCUUACUGUGACGGUUCCUAUCCCAUUCAAUAAAUUUUUCUAACCCUAACACAUGAUUAACACAACAUUUUAUUGCUUAUAAUAUGCACACAUUUAUUAGAAAAAAAUUACUUUAUCAUAAACAUUUUUUUAAUGUUAAAAUAUUAUUUCUAAUAAGUUAGAAAUCAUAGAAGGAGAAACUUUUAAACUCCUCUAUCUUUAUUGCUCUUUUAAAUAUUAUUUUAGUAAUUUUCAGAGCUUUUAAGACAUUUUUAAACGCUUUUUUGCGGAUUUUAAGUGCUUUUAAAUCCGUGCCCUACUCAUGACCAUUUGACUACAACAAAUGUAUAGUGAAGCAUACACUAUAGAGUUAUUAAACAUAAACAUGUAAUAUCUGAACAUCAAAAAGUUAUAAUUUCGAAAUUUAGUCAGUUUCUUCAAUUCUGACUUCAUCCUUCUUAAAUCGGCAUAACACAUAGGUUCGAAAAAUUAAAUUUAAAAAAUUAGAUUUGUUCCACAUAAUUUUUUACUCAAACGAUUUUCGUCAAAAUUUAAUAUCAAAAUCCCUUUAUAAAUACAAAUACUACAAUAAACUCAAUUUUUUUUUUCACUACAAAGUAAGACUUUUAAUAAACCUACUGUUAAAUUUUUAAACAUUUCUGUUUAAUCUAACAAUUUUACCACAGAGUACCUACCGAAUAAAAAUUACAAACAAAACUCACAAAACUAAAAUGUCCAUAAAAAGCAGUUCAAAAAUUGCUUAAAUUUUUUGAAAAUUUUACUACGUCUAGAAAAGGCAAAUAUAAAUUUUUUGUCCGAAUUUCAAGUCCAUUAAUUCGAUAUACGAAUAUUUUUAACUGAAUUACAACAAAUAACAAAAUUGAUAAAAUAAUAAAAGCAUUAUUUUCAUACAUUUCUUACGUUUUAUCCUGGUUUUUCCUAGAUAUUAUGAAAACCACUUGGAAAAUCCAAAAAUGACUUCCUAUAAGUACCUUCUGGACAAUAUUUCCUUUCAGAAAUGGUGCCAUGCGUCAAUAUCUGAGCAAGAUUUCUAAUCAAAUUUUUAUAUACAGUAUAUAAAAAAAAAAAAUCUUAGUAAAACCAAUACAUUCUUUGCUUCACUCAGAAUCUAAAAUAUGUGAUUCCACUAUAAUAUCAUAGUGCAUUAAAGGUUUAAGACAUAUAGCACCGAUUCUUUAUAUUUUGUUAUUAUUUUCCACACAUACAAAUUCAGCAAUGUGGUUAUAAAUAAACAUUUUUUUUUCUAUUUGAUUAGGUAGGUUUUAUGAAAUUGAAUAAAAAAAAUUCAAUUUUCCAUAAAAAACAAAUUAAAUUAAUAUUUUGCAUCAUGAAAUUGAUUAUUAUCAGUUAUCAGCAUAGACAGUGGCCUGUUAGUAAAAGUAUAAGUACCUGUACCAGCUUUUUCAGAUAGUUCACCAGUAAUAUUAUGGAAGUUUAAUACUCAACCUAUAUAUCUUAAAUCAUAUCUUAGAAGAAUAAUGAUAUUUCAAGGAACACAGUUAUAUCAUAAAAAAAGCUAAAUGAAUGUCAAGUUUUGUAAAAUGACACACUAUACUAUUUUCAGUAUAAAAACACACCAUGCAUUCAGACAGUGCCAGAUGGUCUGUGAUUGGUUAUUACUAAUUUAAAUUAAUAGAAACAUGGGCACAUACAGAUCGGUUCUUAUUUUGAAAACAGUAUACAUAUUUAAAUUUUACUACAGUUAAAAUACAAUAUACUUCAUUAAUAUGUUCUCACCUAGAAUAUUUCAAUAUUAUAUGGAACCCUAUAUUCAUAUGAUAGAAAAAGUAACAGACCAGUUUUGUAAAUUUAUAAAACUUAAACAAACUUAUACUGAUCAUAAGUCUCUAGAAUGUUACUAUAAUUAUUUUUACUUUAAUCAAAUCAAAUUUUCACAUUUUUUUAAGUUGUCAAUUUAACAGUAUUACUAUUAUCCCAACUAUUAUUAUAUACAUAUUAUAUUUGUUUGUUUUUCUCCUUAGGAUUUUAUUCCCUAUUUGUAUGUUAUACUACAUAUUAUGUAAUUUUUAUUUAUACUUAAUAUUACUUUUUAUUUGAUUUUUGCUUGUUUUUUUGAAAUAAUGCUUAUUGUUGGUUGGAAUAAAAUAAAAUAAACUUCUCAAUAAUUUUAAAAUUUUCAGUUGGAAAAACGUAAUGUUUCGGCUUCUCAAACUUUACGGUCAGCGCUGUUUAAAACAGAAAAUACUCAUCCAGGGUUUGCAUACCAUUUGGUUGCUGGUAUAAUGAAACAAGGUGAUAUUAGUAUUAAUAUGAAUGAGAGUGUAUUGAGACUUCAAGGAACAGUAUCCGAUCUAGAAGGUAUGAUUUUAUUACUGCUUAAUAAUAGAUAUUAAUUAUUUUAUUAUAGACUUAAAUAAGUUCAUAUUAAUGAAAUCAAUACUAAUUACAUAUUAAAGGAUAUAAAUUAUAGAUAAAAACUAAGUAGUUAUAAAACAGAUUAAUAAUUUUAAAUUUGUAGUUUCAAUUUGUUAUAUCAAACAUAACUAAACACUAUAUUUAAUUUGUUUUUGAACAGUAUGCUGCUUUACAUUUCAUUUUUUUUUUGUACUAUUUAGGAUCUUACCAGGUUUUUAAAAUUUUGUAUUUGUCAAGGUAAUUAGGGGGAAGGCUUUGUUGUUAAUCUGUGGACCAUGUAGUUUAAAUCCAUAUUUCGGCUUCUUAAUUUUAAAAUGUAUUAAACAAAUGUAAAGAAAUAUUUUAAGUUCAUAAUAUUUUUAAUUUUUUACCUACCAUACAUUCUUUUUAUAUGAAAUUGCUAAUAAUUAAAUAAAUAUAUUUAAAAGAUAGGUAUUUUUAAUAAUUGUCAAACACCUUGAAGACUUUGUUUAUCAUUGAAACAACUAUUAGGUUUAAAAAUAAAAAUAAAAAAGGAAAAGAAAUAUUCAAUAACAAUGCAUGAUUACCUCAAUAGAUACUACUGAUAAACAAUUUGUAAUCAAUAGUAUAAUUAUAAUUAUAUUCUUUUUUCCUGUGAACAACUUUUCUACGAGCAAUUUUGCUCCUAUUUACAAUGAUUUUUCUAGGAGUUUUCUCAACAAAUAUGAAAAACCUGGAAAAUCAAUAAAAUAUUAAACAAAUAUUUAUUAAAGAAAAAAUAUAAUGCCCAUUUAAUUAUUUUACCAUAACAUACCAUUUAUAUUGUUGACAAAUCAACUACACAAUCAAAUGAACUCUGCUUAGAAUAUGUUUUUCUGUGACAAUGGUUUAUCCCUUCUCACAGGUUUACAUAAACACAUGUAUAAAUUACCUAUAACAGUGAUUGCACCUGCCCCCAUUAUCCUAGGACACCCUUUUUUUAAUACUUCUAAAUUAAUUGAUGAACUGGUUGCUGUUGUUCACAAAAAUAAACUCCAGAAAAUUAUACCAUUGUUUAAAAAAUAACAAAUAGAUAUACUUCGCCCAAUGGUUGGACCAUUAUUGUAAGUGGAAGUUGAGAAGGUAAAGGUAAAAAUUUAGUAACCAUGUGUAUGUAAAGAUUAAUCGUUGCUAAUGAAAAACUAUUCUGAAUGGAGUUAAGUUAUAAAUGUUUUGAAAAGCAGUAAUAUUUAAGAAUUAAAAAUAAAACAUUUUAAAACAAUACAUUUCUCACUCUGCUAAGAACCUAAAAAUGUAUAGUUUAAGAGUAAGUCAAUUGGCCUAAUUUAAUGUAUACAAAUGAGAUACCAAAAAAUUAAAAAUACAAUUGCUUACAUGCUCAUUACUUAUAAUAAAUGCUUAUUGACAUUGCUUACAUUGUUUUUCUAUGUAAAAAAAAUGACCUAGUUAUAAUAUGUUUUGAUCAAAUAAUAAUUUAACUAAAAAAUAUUAUCAGGGAUCAGAUUUUCAAGCAAUAAAAAUAAAUUAAAUAUGCACUAUAAUAUAAGUUAUAGUAUACUAUUUAUUUCUUUAUUCUUAUGGCAAAUAUAAAAUAGAAAACAAGUUAAUGAUAAUGAUAAUUAUAACAAAUUGUAGAAUGGUAGAAUAAAAUUAAUAAAGCUAUAUCAGCAAAAGUAUGCCAUGAAAUCAUAACAAAUGAUAAAAAAGAAAAUGUAUUUAUUUUCAAUUUUUAAUUUUUUUAAAUAUACAAUUGAUGUCAAUAGUCAUCAAAUAUGUAGGAUAUGUUUGAUGUCUCAAUACAUGGGGCUAAUUAAAAAUAAAUUAUAAUAUGAAAUUAAAAUAUAGGUAAUUUUCUUAUGGAUUUACAUAAAUGACAGAUUUUGUCUACUAUUUAUGAAAAAUACAAAAUAAAUCAUAUUAGCAAAAAUUAGCACUAGAAAUCUAAAAUACUUCAAAUAUACAAAAAAUAGCAAGAUAUAAUUUCAUGUUUGGAAUCCCUGGUACAUAAAACAAAACUUUUGAGCUACUAUAAGAAAUUUUAAUUAUUGAGAGUUUUUUUGCUGUAAUUCGGUUACAAAUACAUCUAAAGACUUAAAAUUUGGUAAUAAUACUUAUAUUGGACUUACCUAAACUUGGUAAAAUCAUCAGACAACUUUUUUUUUUAAAUUUAAUUUAUCAAAAAUCGCAAAAAACUUACGGCACUUCAAAUCAAGUGUUACUGAACUGUGUUUAGAAUCCUCUUGUCAAGCAAUGUAUUAUCAUUGCUUACAGAUAUAAAUGAAAAACCUUAUGUAAGCUCUUUUUUUUAAUAUUACAAUUAUUAAAACUCUAGUCAGAAUUCUCAGAAAAAUAAUAUUAAUUAUAAUAAUUCUACACACAUACACACUUUUAUAUGGUGAAAUAUGUUUUACUUUAUACAUAGAUUAAAUUAAUUCACUGUGGGUCGUCUCAACUAUAAAUUUCAAGGGGGGGGAGGGGCUGAAACCCUUAAUAAUAAUAAACAUUAUUCAAAUUUUGUAUUAAUGACAAUUUAAUAUUCUAGUCAUUUUAUAAUUUUAAUAUUAAUUAGUAGUUACUUACUUAUUAGAAGUUUAAUAUUAUUUAUAAAAUAAUAAUAACAAAUUAUUAUUUUUAAACACAAUUAAUAUGAUAUGUAGAGGUUACCUUCCUUUAUUCUAUUUUAAUUUUGAUUACAAAUAUAAAAACAUUUAAAAAUUCUAUGUCCAUAUUAUGAAGGUGGUGAAUAUCGAUUAAACAGAUCUGAAGAUGCAUUUCAAGAAUUAAAUAAAAAAUCAAUGGCUUUAAAAAGAAUAUUAAGUCGCAUACCUGAUGAAAUUAAUGAUCGCAAAACAUUUUUGGAAACAAUUAAGUAAGCUAUGGAAUAUAUUAAGAAUUUGAAAUAAAAUAAAAUAUAUCUAUAAUUCAUAAUUAUUCAGGUGAUUUAAUUCAAAUUAAAAAAAAUGAAUAUUUAAUAUUCUACAUUUUAAAUUGAUCUAGUUACUAGUGUAGACAACUAGAUAAAUUAUUAUGCAUUUUUAAUUAAUAUAAUUGUUUAUUUUAAUUUUUAUCAAUAUAUAUGCUAAGAAAUUACUUUUAAUUUAUAUCAAUGUUAAUAUUUAUAAAAAUCUGAUUUCAUUGAAUAACAUAUUUCUCUCAAAUUUGUUAAUAUUUGUAAUUAAUAAAUACAUUUGAUUCAUUCAAAUUGUAGAGAAAUUGCUAGUGCAAUAAAAAAAUUACUGGAUGCUGUAAAUGAAGUAUCCGCUUAUAUUCCUGGACCUAGUAAUAAACAAGCAUUGGAACAGAGAAAGCGGGAGUUUGUAAAGUAUUCUAAGCGAUUCAGUAAUACACUUAAAGAUUACUUCAAAGAAGGACAGUAAGUAGAUUUUCAAUAUUUUAAUUAAUAUGUAAGAAAUUUAUUUUAAUAACCUUAAAUUCAAAAAUGUCAAAUGCUCAGCAGUAAAUUUUGCUUUUUAAAUAUUUUCAUAAUCAUGUACCUAUAAGACUGUUGAUGGACCAAAUUUCCAGGAGAAGUUAUUAAUUAAAUUGUCUAUUAUUUCCUACUUAUUUAAAUAAUGUACAUAAUGUUUAAUUCAUAAACUCAGUUUCCCAUAAAUCAAUUUUUUAUUUAUUUAUAAUAGACUUAUGUAAAAUAAUAAUUAUUAUUGUUCAAAUAAUAACUGGAAUUUUGUAUUUUGUUUUAGUGCCAAUGCAGUAUUUAUUAGUGCCUUAUAUUUAAUUCACCAAACAAACCAAAUUAUGGUAACUGUAAAAAGCAAAUGUGAAUAAGUUAUUAUCAUUUUAUUCUUCUUAUAUUUCAUUUAAUAAGUAAAUUAUAUUAUACAUUCCACUACCAAUUAUUUAAUUUUGUUCUCCUAGAAAAAAGAAAACAAUGUUAUAUAGUUUUAAAUUAAUAUUGAAUUAUAUUUUAUUAUAUAUAUCUUUUAUUUAUUAUUGAAAUACAUUUGUCAUGUUUAGAAAUUAAAUAAUUGUAACAUUGUUACAUUGUUUACUCUAAAUCAAUUAAUAAAUGAAUAAUAUUAUUUUUAUUAAAGUUUGUGAACAUAAUAAAGAUGUUUAUUUUCAUAGAUUCAAAUUUUCAUUAUUUUUUUAAAAAUAUAUAUUAUACAUGAUUCAACUAUAAUAAGUAAUAAUAAAUUAUAAAAAAAAUUCAUACAUACUUGUCCAAUAAUAAAAAGGAUUAUGUUCCUUUGUUGAUAUAAUGUUACAUUAUAAUUUGUUUUAUUUUCAAUCAUUUCUAGUAUUACCAAUUAUUUUUAAUUAAUAAAUAUCCAUGAUAAAUGUUAUUUUUAUAUGCACAGUAUUAUAGUUAAAAAUUAAUGUGAUUAAGUACAAGUUGUAAUAAUAAAAUCUGAUACCAUAUAAUAUGAAGUAAAUUAUAAUUUUAAUAAUUAUUAUAAUGUAUCAAAAUAUGAUUAUUACCAUUAUUAAUUAUUAUUUAAAUAUUAAAAUAUAUUAUGGAAAUUUAAUGUUUAAAUUAUUAUGUUUAGAAACUUUCAAAGUUCUAUUUUUAUUCAUGAAUAAACCAUUGUUAACCCUUAUCAUAAACGUAUUACUAUUAUAAAAAUAUUUAAUUCAUCACAAUUGUAUUAUUAGUAUAAUAAAAUGUGUUUUUUAUUUUAUUAAAAUUAUAUAAAUUGAGUUGUAUUUAUCUACAAAAGAUCAAUGAUUGUUUAGAGUAUAAUAUUUUUUUACAAGUUUAAAUUUGAAGGAUGCCUUAAUUAUAAAAAAAACUGAGUUUAAUAACAUGUGCUAUUUACACUUGUAAAUAUUUAAAAAAAAACUAUUAUUCUGAUUCACAAUUAAUUUUUUAAUUUUACAUAAUUGCAUAUCAAUGAUAAUAGGAAAAUUAGUUGGCUUAAAAAUUUUAAUUGUUUGGUCAGAUACAUUAAAUGUAAUAGAAUAAAUUUUAUUAUAAUGUUUCAUAACUUAACAAUUGUAGUUAAGAUAAAUAUAAUAUUACUUGUCUUUGUUUUGUUUUUUUUUAUUUUUGUUUUGGCAAUUUUUAUAAUGUUAUUAUUUUAAAAUUGGUAAAUGUAUUAUAUUUCCUAAAGAGAUACAUUUUAUCCAAUUUGAAAAUUUACUAUUAAAAAGAGAAAAACAAAUAUAAAAUAUUAUAAUUUAUAAAUUAAAUGUAUCUUUGAGGUUUUUAAUGUUGACAAUGUAUUUUAAAAACAAAAUUGUUUAUUUUUGUUAAUUUAAAUAUCAAUUGUAUUAUGAAAUAGAAAAUAAUAUAAUAUUUAUAAUAUCAUGUAUGUAUUAAUAGAAUUUUAAAAUUGAAUGUAUCGAUUUGGAAACUGUGUUGCAGGGAACAGAAAAUGUAUUUUAGUAUAAGUAAAGUAAUAAUAAAAAUCAGGAACUAUUUUAUUUUAUAUAUAAUAUUUUAGUUAUUAUCUUAAAUAAAUAAAAAACAAUUAUUCAAUGUAUAUAUUUUUUUUAUUAUUAUAAUUUAAAACUUUAAAGGCUCAUAAUGGACAUUUAACAUUUGAUAUUAAAAUUCUUAUUAUAAAAUAAAUACUCAUUAAACUCUUCAAUAGUUCUUGUUAAUCACUAAGUAUAUAAUGAAGUUAUAACGAGUAAGAAAUAAUAAGUUAUAAUAAAUCUCCUGUUAAAUUUUCAAGCAUUUCUGUCUAAUCUGUUUUAUAUUCUGAGUGGAGAGAAGAAUGUAUUGGUUUUACAAUGAUAUUUUAUUUUUAAUUUUUUUUUUCUCACAGGUUUUAAUUACUUGGUAUUAAGUAUAGCUGCUUUUAUUAAAGAAAAUUUCCCUGGGACGGUACUUAAAUCUCUUUUUUUUAUUUUCCCAAAGGUUUUCAUAAUAAAUUUGAAAAACUGGAAAAUGUAUGAAAUGUAUUAUUUCCAAAUCUUAAAUAUUAUGGCCUUUCAAAACUGAACUUAACUUUGUAUAAUUGAACUCCGCUCAGAAUCCUUUUUCAUUAACAAAGAUUAAUUUUUACAUACAGAUAUACAUUAAUUUCCCAUCUACAUCCUACCUUCCCAAUUUCUCAUCUACAAUAGUGGCUGCACCCGUCCUCUUUAUCCUAGGACAGCUUUUUUUUAUGACAUGAAAAAGUAAAAUCUAUAUAUUAGAUGUGAUGGUUGCCACACCUAAUUUAAGGGGUGGGUAUGGUAUACCCACUAGUUUUGGUAAUUUAGUAUAAAACAUUGUACAUUUUAUAAUUAAUAUAAGGAGUAGUAGGCAUAAUAUUACAAAUAAUGCGAACUAAAGUUAACUAUGAAAAUACGUAUCCACAGGAGAAAAAAAAAUAAACAUCUUAGUAAAGUCAAUAGCUCCCUCGCUAUGCUCAGAAUCUAAAAUAUCAAAAUUUUAGGUAUUAUUAGUUAUAAUAUGCCGAAUGGAAAUUACAUUUGUCACAGCCCCUCUGCUUAAUACCAUAAUUAAUACGAAAAAAUAAUUAUCAAUAAUAACAAUGAUAAAGUAGUAUACACAGAUUUAAUAUUGAAUACUAUUAAAGUAAAACUUCCGUUAACGGUUACCUCUAAAAGACGGUCGCCGUUUGUGUAACGGUCUUUUUUUUUAAUCCCAUCAAGUGUUAAACCUCUAAAGGUCACUUCUAAAUAGCGGUCAUUAUUUCCGGUUCCUCCGGUGACCGUUACAUGGAAGUUUUACUUUACUACAUAGUUGAUGAUGGAAAUUUUGUAGGAUUAAUGUCAUUAAUGUCAAUAGGAUUAUGACAUUUUGUGUUUCAUCGAAAAUAUUUGGAGGUCAUUCCAUCAACGACUUCUAAAAUGUAUUGAAGUUAACGGAAGUCACGAUGAACAGUUACUUUAAAUAAUUUGUUUAUUAUCUAAUAAUCUUAAUUAAUAAUAAAACCGGAAAUACCAAAGUUUUGACAAUAAAAAAAAAAAUUCCUAAACACCUUUUCUUAAAUAGCCACAUAUAGAGUAACAAACAGUAUUGUUGGCCAGUAUUUUCUGGUACACUUUGUAUAACAACUUUAACUGUAUAUAUUAUAACCAUAGAUAAUAAAUCUAUGAUUAUUAUCAUAGACCAUGAUAUAUUUCACUUUAACUCUAGUAUACCUAUGAUUACAUAGACAUGAUGGACUGCGCGUAUAGGUAACCUUUAUCAUGUCAUCGAACAUAAACUUCGGUGGUAAGCAAGGUAGAUAAAACAAUGAUGUCUAUGAAUACCACGAUUAAAAAAUAUCUUAAAUCCUGAUCGUAAUGUAUAAUUAAAAUCGUUCCUUAUCAAUAGUAUACAAUAUAAAAUAAAUUCACCUCUAAUAAAUAAGAAUGGCAGCCAUUUUAUUGGUGACAGUAAUAAUAUGGAAGUUGACUAUCUAUAGUAUUAGUAUAAGUGGCGUCCGGUCGUGCGUUAAAUACAAUUUAUAAGUCUAUGGUUAAAUCAACGUUUUGAAUUUUGAUUAAUAACGCGGUAUAUUUUUUUUUAUUAUUAUGCUAUACAGGCCUUUAAGACCUUUUGCAUGCUUCCACCAAGUUUCUCCAUCCAUUCCGGUCCAUUGCGUCAUCUAAUCGUUUUGAGUUGUCAGUAUUUAAAAUAUCCUUCUUUACCCUGUCUAACCAUCUCGGUAUAUUAAUCAUGAUAAUAUCGUAGAUUAUAAUAGCUUAUAAUAUUAUGUCUGUGAAUAAUAUUCUAUUCUAUGUUAUUUACAUACUAACAAAAGAGUGGAGUAUUUAUUUCUUCCGCAUGCUACACUGUACUUCACAGUAAAGCAAAGGUGUGUGGUAUGUGACGGGUAGCAGAUGACUGUUAUUGGUGUACGUUUUGUGUUUUUAUUUUAUUCGGAUAUCUGCUUCUAAUAUAAACUGUUCCUAUUUUAUUCUUUAUAAUACUUGUUUAUUUUUCUAACGAGCAACUAUUGUAUUUCUGCACGGCGGUAAUAUGAGUAAGUAUUAUUUUUAUUUUUAGAUUCUAGCAAGAACAUGAAAGUUUUUUUGUCUGUAAAUAACUUCUCUACGUCUGAAAUCUUGCUCUGAUCAUCAACAUCAGAGUGGUAAUUUCGGGUGUCAAAUUUUAACUAGUGUGUGUAUUGAGGAGGUAAUUUUUUGAUUCUGUUAUAAAUUAUAAAUAAUUUAAAAAAAAACUAAGAAAGUUUAAUUGUUGUCUUUUAUUUCGAAAUAAGUACAUUUUUUAAGCCUAUUAUAUAGAUUAAAUGGUUCAGACUACAAUGUUGUUUUGGCCACCGGUCAGUUAUAACUAUAAAAAGAAAAACUACUUAUAGGAAUAGGUACAUCCAUAAUUAUAGAUUUUAUAGUUUAUGUGUGACAUUUUUUUAUCUAAAGACGUUUUUUUUUUUUUUUUUGUCAUGAAUCUAAAAUCUUGACAAAGUAGGCGCUCAUUAAACCUUUUUCCUUUUUGAAUAGUUACUAUUUAUUAUCUAAUAAAAUAAAAUAGGUCAAUACCUGUUACCUGUUUGUACUGUUAUUGUAUAUUAUUUGAAGGUAGGUAACAUAUGUAAUCUUUUGUCGGAGCAAUUAUUAUCUUGCGUUUUAACUCUAUAACUAAUAGAAUUAGAUGUCAAAUUGUUCAAUAUUUUCAGUCAAAAACCAAACUUUAUAAAAAAAAAAAAAAAAAAAAUUAAAAAUCCGAUUUUUUCCGAGAGGCGGUGACUAACGGUUACCUACCGUUUAAAAAUCGGUAGUAAAUACUAUCGUUUAAGAUAAUACGAGGUAGUCGUAGUAUAAUGGUCAAAAGGUGAAAAUAGAGUUAAGGGAAUUGGAGCGGUGAUUUUCUGUCUUUAUCUUACACAUGUGCAACAUAGAAAUUAAGACGUGUUCUAUUUCUACCAUACCGACUGGUCUAGUGAAGCGAUAAAAAUUCUGAAGACAGAUUUGAAUUUGCCGUUAAGUUUACUUGAAAUCGAUUUUUCCACCGUUGUAAUUUUAUCCCCCCAAAUACUAAAAAAUCAUACUAUAUAGAGUAUCUAUUGAAAAUAAUUGAAUUUUUUAAUUUUGGGAAACGUUAAAAUCAAAAGCGUUGGUAAGUAGAUUUCAAGUAGACUUGUCGACGAAUUUAAAUCUGUUUUCAGUAUUAUUAUUGCUUCAUUAAAUUAAUCGGUACGUUGGAAAUAGAACACCUCUAAAUUCCUAUGUUGUACUUGUGUAAAACAAAUAAAGAAAAUCUAAGACACACCGUUGCCACCGGGCGAUCUUCAAUGACCAACUUGUCACCAUGCCGUUUCACCGCUAGACAUUUCACCGCGAACAUUUAAUAUUGUACAUUUAAUUAUCAUAUUAAUCGGUAUAUAGACUCUAAAAUCGUGGCCUCAGAACGAUUUUUGAAUCGUGGGAUCUGAACACCGACGUGUGUACGUGUAGGAAGUUAGGAGUUUAACCCCCAAUUUCGAGAAAUUGUUUCUCUGUACAUGUCUGGCUGAACAUAAUAUGCUUUUAAUAUUCACCUAAAUUGACUUUCGUAUUUUAAAAUUUAAUCAGGAUUCUGUUAUUUAUUUGAUUGUCUGUGAGUGUGCAUUAUUUCUAAUGUGAACGAUUUUACUUGCACUGUUUCAUUUUCUAGUAAAUAUUUUUAAAUAUCUAUUGAAAAAUGUAUUGCAUUAGGUAUCUUAGAAUGUUAACCUACACAUUAAAGUGUAUUAUUAUUUUUAUCUAUUGACAUAGGCGCAAUUAGACCACUAAAUUGAGGGAGGGGGGUGCUAAAAUAAUAAAAUGAUAAAUAUGUCACAGACUAACAGGUAAAAAACACAACAAAAGAAAAAAUUGUCUUCUGGAAAUAAUUGAGUAAUUAAUAAUUUAUGUAAUUUAUUAAAAUAAUUUGUUCCAUUUUUUUUUUUAUCAUUGAACUUAUUAUUGUACACUUAUAAUUUAAAAAUUAUUAACAUUACUUUGUUACAAGCUGUGUUGUUAUUACUAUUAUUAAUAUAUUAUAAAUUGGACACUGUAAGAAUUUAAAUUAAAUAAAUCAAAUUGUAGGAAUUAUGUUUGACUGAUUUAAAUAUUGAAAACAUAUUAUUAUGAUUCACUAGACUCUUAAGGAUACUGGGAUAUGUUGGAAUUAUUUUUGAUAUUAAAUUAUCUUUAUUAUAAAUAAAAGAUAAAAUAUAUAUAAGUAUAUUUUUAAAAAAUGUUAAAAACUGCAACCAAAUUUAUUUACAGUUCCCAGUAAAAAAUUAUUAAAUUUCUAUUUCAAACAUAGUUUCGUACAGAAUCUAAAGAAUCAUAAUCCAGUUUCAAAAAGAAAAUGUGUCAAAAUCAAUUCCUACAGUUUUAUCUUGAUUUCUGAUCUAAAUUUACUAAAAUAUACACCUUCACUAAUCCUCUAAUGUUAUAAUUUUUUUUUAUUGUAGUUACUUUAGAACCAACCAAAAAUGAUGCACAUUUAAAUAAAAAUAUGUCCGUGAAGAAUUACAGUCUGUGUCUUGAAUCUGAUGAAAAUGAUGAUUAUGAUACGGAUUGCAGUAUAAGUUCUAUGGAUUAUUUACCUGUUUGUUUAAAGAAAAAUAUUAAAAUAACAAAUUUUGAUCAUAUAAAUAAUGUGGACAAAAAGCAAAUAGAAAAUGCUAAUUUGAAAAAAGCUGAAAAAACCAAAAAUUUAACAGAAAAAAAGGUUUAUCACACAAUAGAUGAUGAAAAUUUAUUGCAAAUAUUUAAGAAAAACUCUAGUGAUUUUUAUGGAAAACUGGUAAAAAAAAAACAAACAAAUAUUUAAAUAUAUAAUUUUUUUAUAGUCAGUAAUAUCUAAUCAAAAUCAAGAUUUCAUAAUGUUAGAAUUUUUUUUUUAAAACUCCAAUAAUUAAUAUAAUUAGUUUUUAAUGUUAAUUAUAUUGCUUUUGGUUUUUAUUCUAAUUCAGUUCAAAAUAUUUGUAGACUUUAAAUUUGACAAAAUAUUUAGAUUUGAUUUUUCUACAUGUGUUUACAUUUUUGAUCAAUUUAUAGAUAUUUUAAUCAAGUGUUUUAUGUAAUAUUUAUUCGGUACCUAGAUACUCAUUGGAGAAAAUUGUUAGUGGUGAUCAAGAGCAAGUUGAAUUUAAUGUAGUAUUUUCUUUUUUUUUAUAAGAAUUUUAAUAUCAGAUGUUCACUAUAAUUGUAAAUAUUAUGGCCUUUCAAAACAUGUACACUGAACUUCCUUCACAGAAUCGUUUUUCAUUAGCAAUGAUUAAACGCUGUGUACAGAUUACACAUUAAAUUCCCCUCUAUACCCUAUUUUCCUAACUUCUUACCUACAACAGUAGCCCACUGUUUGCAAUAUGCCCAUCUUUUUAUUAAUAUUAUUUAUUAAUCUCGUGAGUAAUAAUACUUAAUAUUAAGUAUUAUUACUAAGUAAAAUUUUAAAUAAUUUAAGUUAUUUCAUUAUUCUUUAACAUAACUAAUAAGGUCCUCCUAUUGAUGUUGAAAUUGAAUUGUUAAAUUUGGAAUUAAAUAAAGUACCUGUUAGUUAUUAGUCAAUAUGAAUUUAUAAGGAUACUUGAAAUUAAAUAUUCUAUAACUAUUUUAUUUUUACAGAAAUCAGUUAUGCAACACCAGUCUUCAAAGAUUAGACUAAACAAAAUGCAAAAAUUGAAUACGGAAUUUUCGGAAUUAAACACAUCUGAAUCAUAUAAAUGGUCUAUUUACAAAUUCAAACAAAACAAUAUUAAUAGAUCAUGUAUUUCAUUAAAGAAUCUUAAAAAUCACAAACAAUUAAUAAACCAGAAAGGAAUGAUACCACAAAACAAAUUACCAAAAAAUAAAAAUUUAAUACGUAAUCAAUUAAAAAAACCCAUGCCACUAUUACAGUUCAAUUAUAAAAUUGUAUUGGGAAUGGUACAAACCAAUGAAAAACCUAACAAAUAUUUAUUACCAAACAAUGCUGAAAAAUUUGUACAGAAUAAAAUGGAUCAUUUUAUGUAAGAAUUUUUAUUUUACAUUAUUUUCUUAAAAAUAAUCAUUAAUUUAUUUCAGGAAUAUUUCUCCAAAAUCAUUAUUUGUUUUAAAUAAAUUAUUAUUUUAAAACUAAUCCUUAAUACAAUAUACAGUGCACGCUAAGAGGUACUACUAAAUAUUUCAUUUGGAUGAGCUAGUAUUGAUAUGAAAUUUUCGGGCAAUUAUAGGGAGUACCCAAAUACACAUAUUCAGAAAAUUUUUAAUUCGUAACCCUUUUGGUAUGCACAUGUGCAAUGCAACUUACUUUUUUUCAAAAACGGCAGCACCAUUAUUUUCUACAAAUUCCAAUAGAGUAUUUUUUUUUUAAACAAUUUUUAUAUAAAAUGUUUUUCUCUUAUUACAAAUUGGUAAAGUUAUAGUAUGUUGAAAAUUAAUAUUUAGAACUAAUCUGUUAUUGACGAAAUUGUCAACUGUUCAACUUAUACUCGAAAAUCAAAAUGAUAUCUCUGGUAUUUUGUAAUAUCUGUUUGUAGAUCGAUAUAAGACAUAAAUAAUCACUUUUUUGUUUUUGUAAUUUAGUCUUUUUUUUUCAUUUAUUCUUCCAAAAUAAAUUGAAGGUAAUGAAAAUUAUAAAAAUGUACACACUAUGAAUUUAAAAUUAAGAUUUAUUUAUUUGUAACUAUAGUUUUAUUAAAUUAAAUGUUCAAAGUUUCCACCUUGGUGUUCCAAAUAUGAUUUCAAAUGGUUUGAAAAUUCUCUUGAUGUAGCAGCAUUUAUUUGGUCUUCUCUCAAAUUAUUAUACGCUAUUCCUAAUUUGUUUUUUAAAUCUUGAUCAUUACUAGGAGGAUCCACAUAUACAAUAUUUGUUAAAUGUGCCCAUAAAAAGAACUAAAGUGUGAAUCUACAAGAUAUGAAUCUACAAACAGGUAUUUUAAGGUAUCAUUUUGAUUUCCGAGUAUAAGUUUAACAGUAAUACACUGUAUAGACUUAUAGUUAGGGGUAAAUUGUCAUUAAUUUUUAUAUAUUAUUAUAAUUUAUACCUUAACAAUAAGUUAUUUGUAAUAACUAACAACUAAUAAAUAAAGGGCUACUAUUAAUUCAUUUGUGUAUUUGUUUACUUUAAUAAUCAAUGUUGCAGAGUAAAAUAGCCAAUUAUUUUUUACCUUUACAAUAUAUAAAUGGGAUUUGUAUAUAGUGUAGUUUUCUUAAUAAUUGAUCAAAACCCCAAAAAUGUAGAAAGAUUGCAAAAUGUAUGGAAAUAAUGGUUUCAUUAUUUUGAAUUUUAUUUGUUAGUAAAAUAUUUAUUGAAAAAAGUCAUUUUCAACAAAACUGUGAUUUAUUUAUGAAUUUGUUUAUUCAAAUCAUCUAUCUUUGUUUACAGAUAUAAAUAAAAUAAUUGUAUCCUAUCUUCCCAAUUAUCCUCUACAAUAAUGGCACACCUAUUAGCAGUAUCAGUUGUUUUUAAUACAUAUUUUGUAAGAAAUAUAAUCAAAUAUAUUUAAAAAUUGUAUAGAAUAUAUUAUAUUAAAGUUAUUUUAUUGCAUUAAAAUCUACUCUUUAGUAAAAAGUAAUAACUAAUAAAUAUUACAAUAUUUUUUAGUAAUUAUUCCUUAGUAGUUAAUUACAAAGAGUUAAGUCUUAAAUGCAAUUUGUAGUUAGAAUUGUUGAGUAAAAUGUAUUAUUAUGCAUUUUAUUAUAUAAAAAUAAAAAACCAGACUAUUUUAUUCUCAUAAUGUAAUUUGGGUAACUUACAAUAAUUUUGAUAAUUGAUUAAUAAAAUUUAAAUAUUAAAUUACUGCUUUAAAAUAUUUAUGUAAUUUAGUAUUAAUACAUAUAAACUAAAAAUCAAUGUAACCUUUAUAUUAAAUACCUAAUACACAAAUUAAAAACAUUUUAAAAAUUAAUAAUUUGAAUCUACAUUAUAUUGCACAUGUUUAAUUCAAUACUAUUUUAUUUGGUUUGACUAAGGAGUUAUUUAAUAAAAAAAAUCCUGUACAUAUAUCAAACAUAACUUAUAGUAUACUUGGUAAAUUCAUAUUGUUUCAUUUUAGAGAUUGUGAAACUACUACUCUAAAAGAAAACCAUUAUUUAGAAUAUCAUAAUAAUAAUAUUGAAGACCAAUUAUUUGAAUCAAUGCACUUUGAUGAUUUUAUAGAUAAAGGUAAAAUGAUUGGAUUUUAAAUAAAACUUAGUAUAGUUUUUUUUUUUUUUUGUGUUCCUAGAUUAUGAAAACUUUAAAAUGCAGAUUGAAGAUAUUAUAAAACAACUAUUUCAGGAAGAUGAUUAUUCUCGCAAAAACAUAGUGGACCAAUAA
Messenger RNA from Cinara cedri, 17240 nucleotides. The record is from the annotation of a GenBank genome assembly. Lineage: Eukaryota; Metazoa; Arthropoda; Insecta; Hemiptera; Aphididae.